Molecule: messenger RNA, 801 nt
Organism: Pyrus x bretschneideri (Chinese white pear)
Lineage: Eukaryota; Viridiplantae; Streptophyta; Magnoliopsida; Rosales; Rosaceae
Product: putative xyloglucan endotransglucosylase/hydrolase protein 1
Exons: 4
Coding region: 1-801 (266 amino acids)
Biological process (GO): cell wall biogenesis; xyloglucan metabolic process
Molecular function (GO): hydrolase activity, hydrolyzing O-glycosyl compounds; xyloglucan:xyloglucosyl transferase activity
Source: RefSeq, a predicted model, not a curated record
AUGAUGCUUAAGGGCAAGGUUACUCGCAAUAUUAUGUGUACUAAUUCUGAUGCUAUUGAUGAUGGAGGAGGAGGAGGAGGAGGAGGAAGAGGAGGAGGAAGCGGAGGAGGAGCCGCGGAUAACAUGGGCACUGGAUUUAGAUCCAUAGAAAGAUAUGGUCCUGGAUUCUUUGGUAUUAAAUUGAAGAUUCCAGCUAAGAAGACCACUGGAAUCAUCACAACCUUCUACUUAAUUUCGCAACCGAAUGAUGAUGAGCAACGACAUGAGGUGGAUUUUGAGUUCUUAGGUUCUGAUACACAGCAUUAUCUGCUAAGCACAAAUGUGAUUUCCAAUGGCAACUUACAUAGAGAGCAGCAGUUUGCUUUAUGGUUUGAUUCUGCUGCAGAUUUCCAUUUUUACCAAAUUCUGUGGAAUCGACACCAAUUAGUGUUAUUUGUGGAUGGCACCCCUAUAAGAGUGUUGAAGUAUGGCCCAAGUAUUGAAGGGAUUUUUCCAACAAAACCCAUGGAAAUACAAGGCACUAUAUGGAAUGCAACAUGGGGAUCCCAAGGAAAAGCAGUUAACUGGGGUGUAGGACCUUUCCAUGCCUACUAUCAAGGAUUUGGCGUUGAUGGGUGUUCUGCGAAGUUGAAUAAUCCUCGAGAAUGCUAUAGUCUCCGUUAUGAGUGGAACAGAAAAGAGUUCUGGGAAUUAAACCAGCAUCAGCAAAAUGCAUAUGAACAUGUUAGAAGGAAGUACUUAACAUAUGACUGCUACACGAAAACCAGCAGUCCAACCCCAGAAUGCAAGAUCAACUACUAG